CUCAAGCGCGCGCUCUCUCUAUAUAUAGUCUGGCUCUGCGCGCCCCGUACGUCCAGCCAUCCUGCUGCCUUCUCUAGCUAGUCUACAUACUUGCGUGUUGGUUCACAAUGCCAAGAGCUCUCGCCUCCGGUGGUGCGGCAGCCGGCUUCGGCCCGCCGUGGCUCGUGGUGCUCGGCGUGGCCGUAGUCUCCGUAUGGGUAGUCUCUCUCGCCGUCCUCCUCUGCGGCGAUAGCUCGGAGAAGAAAGCCGGCGUGAAGCGGAGACCGACAUACAGCGGCGGUGGCGCUGCAGCAGCAGCUGCUGCAGCUAGCAUCGGAGGUGGGAGCGCGGGCUGUGGUGGAGGAGGUGGUGGUGGCGGCGGAGGGGGCUGUGGUGGAGGUGGCGGUGGUGGCGGCGGAGGGGGCUGUGGUGGAGGUGGCGGUGGCGGUUGCUAGAGGUGGUCGCAUCGGAUGCGUCAGCUGCAUCCAGUUGCACUAGUGCAGGAAGCCAGAUCAGAUAUAUGAAUACUGCGCGGUUAAUCGCAGGAAGCGGUUCUCUAUAUUAUUGGUGUGAUUAUUAAUUAGUUGUUGCUUGUUGUCAAGGUAUGAUCGAUCUGGUGCUAUAUAUUAGCUUGAUGUAAUAAUGGAAUAACACUAUGAAUCCGUAUUCCUAGA
This is a messenger RNA of Phragmites australis (common reed), 653 nucleotides long. Its product is annotated as putative glycine-rich cell wall structural protein 1. Bases 108 to 434 code for a protein of 108 amino acids. The transcript has a single exon. The record is from RefSeq and is a predicted model, not a curated record. NCBI's taxonomy places the organism in Eukaryota, Viridiplantae, Streptophyta, Magnoliopsida, Poales, Poaceae.